This is a messenger RNA of Linum tenue, 2125 nucleotides long. NCBI's taxonomy places the organism in Eukaryota, Viridiplantae, Streptophyta, Magnoliopsida, Malpighiales, Linaceae. The record is from the annotation of a GenBank genome assembly.
CCUUAUUUACUUACCCAAUCAUCUUCCAGUCAAUUCCAUUCCCCCAAUUCUCUUCCCAACAACGUACGCCUCCUUCCUUCCUUCCUUUCCCACACAGUCACACAGAUUCCAGCCAGCUCCUAAAUCCCAUCAGUCACGAAGCCUUAAUUAAUCCCAUAUCCCUCUUUCUCUCCUUCCCACUCUUCAAUCAACCCUUCCCUCACCGCCCUCCGAACUCGUUCGACAAUGGAGAAAACUCCCCUCUUCCUCCUCUUCUUCUCCCUUCACAUCCUCCUCGCUCCAUCCACCGCCAUCGCCGCCGCCGCCUCCUGCUCCAUCGGGGUAAACUACGGUUUCUGGGCCGACAACCUCCCUCCGCCGGCCCAAGUAGCCGCCUUCCUCAAAACCCACACCACAAUCGACCGGAUCAAGAUCUUCGACGCCAACCCGGACGUCCUCCGCGCCUUCGCAAACACCGGGAUCUCCGUCACCGUAACCGUCGCCAACGCCGACGUCCCUUCCCUCGCCAAGCUCCCCGCCGCCCAGGCCUGGAUCGCCAACAACAUCCUCCCUUUCCACCCACAGACCACCAUCCGCUACAUCCUCGUCGGCAACGAGGUGCUCUACUGGAAGGACAAGACCGUCAUCGCCUACACGCUCCCGGCCAUGAAGACCCUCCACCACGCCCUCCACCUCGCCAAUCUCACCGACAUCAGGGUCUCCACCCCACACGCGCUCUCAUUCCUCGCCGCUUCCGAGCCGCCCAGCACCGGCAUGUUCCGCCGGUUCGACGCCGCGAUCCUCCGCCCCAUCCUCGAUUUCCACAACCGGACCAAGACCCCCUUCAUGGUCAACCCGUACCCGUUCUUCGGCUUCCGGCCCGAGACGCUGGACUACGCCGUGUUCCGGCCCAAUCGUGGCCUCUACGACAAGGCCACCAGGAAGAACUACACCAACAUGUUCGACGAGCAGAUGGAUGCCAUUUACAUCGCGAUGAAGAAGCUAGGGAACUACGAGGGCGUCGAGAUCGUGAUCGCGGAGACGGGUUGGCCGUCGGCGGGUGACCCGAACCAGCCCGGCGUCAGCUUGGAGAAUGCUCUGUCCUACAACGGGAACGUGGUGAAGCACGUGAACUCCGGUAAAGGGACCCCGCUGAUGCCCAAUCGGACUUUCGAGACUUACAUCUUCGCUCUGUUCAACGAGAAUCUGAAAGCCUCUGUCUCAGAGCGGAAUUACGGACUUUUCAAGCCGGAUUUCUCCCCGGUCUACGACGUCGGUGUUAUGCGCAGCACGCCGAACCAGGCACAGGCGCCGGCGAACGGCGGGACUCCAGGGAAGGCACCGCCGUCCGGCGACAGCCCUGCCCCCGCGGAGAAGAAGUGGUGCGUGCCGAGACCGGAGGCCAGCGACGAGGCGUUGCAGAGGAAUCUGGACUACGUGUGCAGCUUGGGAGUGGACUGCAGGCCCAUUCAGUCAGGCGGGCCCUGUUUCAGCCCAAAUACAGUGCGCUCACACGCGUCGUAUGCGAUGAACGCGUACUACCAGAGCCACGGUCGAGAGGUGUACAACUGUGAUUUCGAGCACACCGGAGUCCUCACCUCCUCCGAUCCAAGCUACGAGACGUGCAGCUAUCCGGUGGAAGGAUCGAAGAUGUUGGAGCAGAAGUCGGUGGUGAAGGCGGCGGCGUCGUCCGUGUCGGCCAGAUUGGUGGGGUUGACGGUUCAACAGAUGGUUGUGGCCACGUGUUUCGUGGUUUCUGUACUGUUCCACCUUGUUUGAGUAACUGCAGCAGGAGGGAUUGGUUCUUUUGGGCCUGGGCAAGAAGAGGUGGGCCUGGGUAUUUGGGCUUCGUUUUAUGUAUGUGCGGCACUUGGGAAUGUUGUGUGUACAUAAGUAGGAGAGGGUAUGUUUCUGUUGUAGGGCUAUGGAUUGGUGAUUGAUUAGGGCAGGGCAGGGCAGCUUCUUUUCUUUUAUUGAACAGUGAGACGAGUAUCAGAUGUAAUCUCGGUCUAAUCAUGGUACUGCAUGGUGAUGUAUUAGCAGCAAUUCUAACUUUGUUAUUCUUAAAACGUGUCCGUUUUCUGAAACGUGAGCCCCAACCUUGCAAUGUAUUCCAACCCGAUUCAUAUGUGACAUGAUUGACAAG